CCUCCCGCCUCCUCGCUUUCCCUCUUCUAAGUCCUUCCACCGCCCGCAGCUGCAGGAGGAGGCGGACGCUCUGCUGCGGGACCGCGGGAGCAGCGGCAGUUGGACCCGGGGACUGGCGGCGGGACCCAAGCUGGCGGCUGGACCGCGAACUCCCUUUCUCUUCCGUUCCCCACCUCCUGAGCUCACUCGCUGCGCUUCGCUCUGGCCCGCAGCCGCCUGUGUUCACUGUCGCUCUGUGGCGGCACCGCGGGGGUGGCAGCAGUUUCAGCUCUGUCCCUCCCUCCCCUCCUUCCCUUAUUCCCUCCCUCCCUACAGCCCCACCACGCAGGAGUUCGCCUUCUCCACCCAAGUCGUCUUGAUUUCCCUUUGCCUCUCUUUUUGAAAGGAGAGAGGUGAAGGGAGGCAACAAGGCUGCAAAGCAGAGGCCCGCCAAGUCGGCCUGCCUGCAAAGUGUUGCUUUGACACAUCCUGACUAUGGAAGUUAAGUGAAAAAAAAAAAAAAAAAAAAAAACUCUGGACGUGGAGCUGCUACCGAGAAGGAGACCCGGGGGAAGAAAACCAGUAGGCAGGCCAAUGAUUUUUCGGCAGCGCGCUGGCAAGUUUGUGGAACACUUUCUAGGAAUUAGGUCUUUUUUCUCUCCCUUCAUCUUUUUGACUUCUGAAGAAAGAACUUGACUUUGGAUUGCAGUGGAGACUGAGGAGUGAGCGUUAGACACUCUUGAAUAAUCCCAACGGCUGGGCUGAAUUUGUGGGAAUUUAAGAAGCCAGAAUGUGGAAAUACAGCAGCCUUUGGAGUGCCAACGGUUAAUUUGGAUGGAUCUAAAUGUGCCCACUCAAGAUCUCUCCACUAACCCCUUCUGAUCUUGCGAUUUGCUCUUCUUGACUUUAAUUAGCAUCUAGAAAAGUCUGAACUUUGGACCUACCUCUCCUUUUGAUACUUAUUUUUGUACUUUUGCUCUCUGGGAUUGGUUUCUUAACAAUCUGGAUCCUUUUUAAUAUGUCAAAAUGAGUCGGCUGAUGUUUACACAACUACUACUCUGUGGAUUUUUAUAUGUUCGGGUAGAUGGAUCUCGUCUUCGCCAGGAGGACUUUCCCCCGCGUAUUGUGGAGCACCCUUCAGAUGUCAUUGUUUCUAAGGGAGAGCCCACCACUUUGAACUGUAAGGCAGAGGGCCGACCAACACCCACCAUUGAGUGGUACAAAGAUGGCGAGCGGGUGGAGACUGACAAGGAUGAUCCCCGGUCCCACAGGAUGCUGCUGCCCAGCGGAUCCUUAUUUUUCUUGCGCAUAGUACACGGGCGCAGAAGUAAACCUGAUGAAGGAAGCUACGUUUGCGUUGCAAGGAACUAUCUUGGUGAAGCAGUAAGUCGAAAUGCAUCUCUGGAAGUGGCAUUGUUACGAGAUGACUUCCGGCAAAAUCCCACAGAUGUAGUAGUGGCAGCUGGAGAGCCUGCAAUCUUGGAGUGCCAGCCUCCCCGAGGACACCCAGAACCCACAAUCUACUGGAAAAAAGACAAAAUUCGAGUUGAUGACAAGGAAGAAAGAAUAAGUAUCCGUGGUGGAAAACUGAUGAUCUCCAACACCAGGAAAAGUGAUGCAGGGAUGUAUACCUGUGUUGGCACCAAUAUGGUGGGGGAAAGAGACAGUGAUCCAGCAGAGCUGACUGUCUUUGAACGACCCACAUUUCUCAGGAGGCCAAUUAACCAGGUGGUACUGGAGGAAGAAUCUGUAGAAUUUCGUUGUCAAGUCCAGGGUGAUCCUCAACCAACUGUGCGGUGGAAAAAGGAUGAUGCAGACUUGCCAAGAGGAAGGUAUGACAUCAAAGAUGAUUACACUCUGAGAAUUAAGAAGGCCAUGAGUACAGAUGAAGGCACCUUUAUGUGUAUUGCGGAGAAUCGGGUUGGAAAAGUGGAAGCUUCUGCGACCCUCACAGUUCGAGCUCGCCCUGUUGCUCCUCCACAGUUUGUGGUUAGGCCAAGAGAUCAGAUUGUUGCUCAAGGUCGAACUGUAACAUUUCCCUGUGAAACUAAAGGAAAUCCACAACCGGCUGUUUUUUGGCAAAAAGAAGGAAGCCAGAACCUGCUUUUCCCAAACCAACCCCAGCAGCCCAACAGUAGGUGUUCUGUGUCACCAACUGGAGACCUCACGAUUACCAACAUUCAGCGUUCUGACGCGGGUUACUAUAUUUGCCAGGCCCUAACUGUGGCAGGAAGCAUUUUAGCAAAAGCUCAACUGGAAGUUACUGACGUUUUGACAGAUAGACCUCCACCCAUAAUUCUACAAGGUCCAGCCAACCAAACGCUAGCAGUAGAUGGUACAGCAUUACUGAAAUGUAAAGCUACUGGUGAACCUCUUCCUGUAAUUAGCUGGUUAAAGGAGGGAUUUACUUUUCUGGGUAGAGAUCCAAGAACAACUAUACAAGAGCAAGGAACACUGCAGAUUAGAAACUUACGGAUUUCUGAUACUGGCACUUAUACGUGUGUGGCUACAAGUUCAAGUGGAGAGACUUCCUGGAGUGCUGUGCUGGAUGUGACAGAAUCUGGAGCAACAAUCAGUAAAAAUUAUGAUUUAAGUGACCUGCCAGGGCCACCAUCCAAACCUCAGGUCACUGAUGUUACUAAGAACAGUGUCACCUUGUCCUGGCAACCAGGUACUCCUGGAACCCUCCCAGCAAGUGCAUAUGUCAUUGAGGCGUUCAGCCAAUCAGUGAGCAAUAGCUGGCAGACAGUGGCAAACCAUGUGAAGACCACCCUCUAUACAGUAAGAGGACUGCGGCCCAAUACAAUUUAUUUGUUCAUGGUCAGAGCAAUCAACCCCCAAGGUCUCAGUGACCCAAGCCCAAUGUCAGAUCCUGUGCGCACACAAGAUAUCAGCCCGCCCGCACAAGGAGUGGAUCAUAGACAAGUACAAAAAGAACUAGGAGAUGUCAUUGUUCGUCUUCACACUCCUGUUGUAUUGACGCCCACCACUGUUCAAGUCACGUGGACGGUUGACCGCCAGCCCCAGUUUAUUCAAGGCUACCGGGUGAUGUAUCGUCAGACUUCAGGCCUGCAGACUGUGUCAACAUGGCAGAAUUUAGAUGCCAAAGUCCCAACUGAGCGAAAUGCUGUCUUAGUCAAUCUGAAAAAGGGAGUGACUUAUGAAAUUAAAGUUCGACCAUAUUUUAAUGAGUUCCAAGGAAUGGAUAGUGAAUCUAAAACAGUUCGGACUACUGAAGAAGCCCCAAGUGCCCCUCCCCAGUCUGUCACUGUGCUGACAGUUGGAAGCCACAAUAGCACAAGUAUUAGUGUUUCCUGGGAUCCUCCUCCUCCAGAUCAUCAGAAUGGGAUUAUCCAAGAAUACAAGAUCUGGUGUCUGGGGAAUGAAACGCGAUUUCAUAUCAACAAAACUGUGGAUGCAGCCAUUCGGUCUGUAAUAAUUAGUGGAUUAUUCCCAGGUGUUCAAUACCGGGUAGAGGUUGCAGCUAGUACCAGUGCAGGGGUUGGAGUAAAAAGUGAACCACAACCAAUAAUAAUUGGGGGACGUAAUGAAGUUGUCAUCACUGAAAACAAUAACAGCAUAACUGAGCAAAUCACUGAUGUUGUGAAGCAACCAGCCUUUAUAGCUGGUAUUGGUGGUGCCUGCUGGGUAAUUUUGAUGGGUUUUAGCAUAUGGUUGUAUUGGCGAAGAAAGAAGAGAAAGGGACUCAGUAAUUAUGCUGUUACAUUUCAAAGAGGAGAUGGAGGACUAAUGAGCAAUGGAAGCCGCCCAGGUCUUCUAAAUACUGGUGAUCCCAGUUAUCCAUGGCUUGCUGAUUCAUGGCCAGCCACGAGCUUGCCAGUAAAUAAUAGCAGUAGCGGCCCAAAUGAGCUUGGGAAUUUUGGACGUGGAGAUGUUCUGCCACCAGUUCCAGGCCAGGGGGAUAAAACAGCAACGAUGCUCUCAGAAGGAGCCAUUUAUAGCAGCAUUGACUUCACGACCAAAACCAGUUACAACAGUUCCAGCCAAAUAACACAAGCUACCCCAUAUGCCACAACACAGAUCUUGCAUUCCAAUAGCAUACAUGAAUUGGCCGUCGAUCUGCCUGAUCCACAAUGGAAAAGUUCAAUUCAGCAAAAAACAGAUCUGAUGGGAUUCGGUUAUUCUCUACCUGAUCAGAACAAAGGUAACAAUGGUGGGAAAGGUGGAAAAAAGAAGAAAAAUAAAAAUUCUUCUAAACCACAGAAAAACAAUGGAUCAACUUGGGCCAAUGUUCCACUACCUCCUCCCCCAGUCCAGCCCCUUCCUGGUACAGAGCUGGAACAUUAUGCAGUGGAACAGCAAGAAAAUGGCUAUGACAGUGAUAGCUGGUGCCCGCCGUUACCAGUACAAACAUACUUACAUCAGGGUAUGGAAGAUGAAUUGGAAGAAGAUGAUGAUCGUGUCCCAACACCUCCUGUCCGAGGAGUGGCUUCUUCUCCUGCCAUUUCCUUUGGACAGCAGUCCACUGCAACUCUUACUCCAUCUCCACGGGAAGAGAUGCAACCCAUGCUGCAGGCUCACCUGGAUGAGUUGACAAGGGCCUAUCAGUUUGAUAUAGCAAAGCAAACAUGGCACAUUCAAAGCAAUAAUCAACCUCCACAGCCCCCAGUUCCACCAUUAGGUUACAUGUCCGGAGCCUUGAUUUCUGAUUUGGAAACAGAUGUUGCAGAUGCCGAUGCCGAUGAUGAGGAGGAAGCUUUAGAAAUCCCUAGGCCCCUGAGAGCACUAGAGCAGACGCCUGGAUCCAGUACAGACAAUCUAGACAACUCUGUGACAGGUUCAAUGGUAAAUGGAUGGGGCUCUGCAUCUGAUGAGGAUCGUAACUUUUCUAGUCAUAGAUCUAGUGUAGGUAGCUCCUCAGAUGGCUCCAUCUUUGCCAGCGGCAGUUUUGCACAAGCACUGGUGGCAGCAGCAGAUAAAGCUGGUUUUAGGCUGGAUGGAACCAGACUAACAAGAACAGGCAAAACUUUUACCUCCUCCCAAAGACCUCGACCAACCAGCCCAUUUUCUACUGACAGUAACACCAGUGCAGCUCUGAGUCAAAGUCAGAGGCCCAGGCCCACUAAAAAACACAAGGGAGGGCGAAUGGACCAGCAACCAGCAUUGCCUCAUCGAAGGGAAGGAAUGACAGAUGAGGAGACCUUGGUGCCCUACAGCAAGCCCAGUUUCCCAUCUCCAGGAGGUCACAGCUCAUCAGGAACAGCUUCUUCUAAAGGAUCCACUGGACCUAGGAAAACCGAGGUGUUGAGAGGAGGCCACCAGCGCAAUGCCAGCGAUCUUCUUGACAUAGGAUAUAUGGGCUCAAAUAGUCAAGGACAGUUUACAGGUGAAUUAUAGUAACUGAGAAGAGACAUGCAAAGCUGCUCUGAAGGACCAUCAGGUCUGAACUCAUGGAAGUGAUGACACUAAACAGUGCAAUGAACAAUUUCUUUAUUUAUGUACUAUUAAAGGAACUGUAAAUGCAAUGUAAAGACACACAGCCACACAUAUCCCACAGAUAUUUUACUUCUGUUCUUCUCUUAAGUACACCACCCACCUUAACUCUUUCUUGUCAGGAGUAUAUAAAAAAAGAAAGAAAACAAAGCUCGCCCUCCGGGAAGAAAAGGAUUUUCCUCUGUAUAUAAUUUCUUUUGUGCAUUGCUAUGCAAGCUCACUUUUUUUAGAUCUGUUCAUAUUAUUGUCUGUUCUUAUUGGUCUGUUGUACUAUAUGUGAAUUAAUAGGCUGUGGUGCCAUAUAUUAACUUUUAAUUGUGUAACUUUUAUGUUUAAAUUUUGCACUGCGAUUUUAUUUGGUGAUAAGCACAAAUCUCUACUCCUCGUGACAUGAAGAAAAAGACUGAAUGUGAAAGGAGUUUCUGUACUGUAAGCUAGGUUGGGUAAUGCUGGUCGUAAGGAAUCACGUUAGAUGGUUUUUGGUUGGGGUGUAGAAAUAGGAAGAUGCGAAGGAACAGUGCUGUUGGUGAAGUCUUUUUGAACAUCAGUGACUGAGUCAAUAAAAAAAGCAGAAAGGUGGCUUUUACUAUUGACAAAAGCAGGGGUCAAAGGAAGGAAAUUUAAGUCUUAAGACUGAAUACGUAUUAAAAUACACAGGUAGCAAAGAUGUACUAAACUUGCUUAAAAAAUAAAAAGUAAAUUAAAGUUAUAUUUAGAAUCAACUUUGCCUGUCGUUGUAAUUGACCCAUCUGAGAAUUACAGGCAAAAGGAAAUUAAGGUGUUUCACAAGAGCUGUAUUUAUAUUACAGUUCUUUUAAAAAGCAUUUUAUGAAUUAUCAUAAUUAAUCUCUCUAACUCAUUAAGUCAGAAUAUAAUAUGAUGUUCCCCAAGGAAACAAACCAAAUGAACUCUACAGCAAAUAGUUAAAGUGGCAAUUUAUUAUUAGGACAUACUCGAACUGCUUCUAAAUACAAAAACUCUAUUGCAAUAUCUUGUUUUAUCUUUCUAAUACAUGUACAGUACACACUAGAGGAUAGAGCUGCAUCACUUCAAUUCAUGAUUUCUUUUAAAAAAUAAUGCAGUCAUAUACAACUUUGUGUUUCAUUUGUUUAAGAAGUAAAAUUUAUGCCACCAAAUAUAUAGCCAAAUUGAAAGUACUUAAAAAGCAGUGCUCAGAGUAUGUUCAGUUCAUGGAAACUAGAUUUAUUGGAAUAAAUAUUUUAUGGUACAUUCUCAAAAAUUGGCUACCAACUAAAUUAUGUUUGACCCAUUUUGAUGAGUAAAUUGAAAAAAAAUUGAGGAGAAAAAUGCAUGUUUAUAUACUUUUUAAAUAAAACUGAACCUCGUAAGUGGACAUUAAUAACAGUGUCCUGCCUCAUUUGUUUUCACGACUUUGAGAACAAGAAGUUCCUGAACAUCAGUCAUGUAUGGUCAAAAUGAAUAUGACUUUAAAACAUAUGUUAGCUACUGUACAUGUAUAGUCAAUCAGUCAAGUAGAAGAGAACUUUUCCAAAAUUUUUACUUGUGUUUUAUCCCCACGUGCUGCCUACAUAAUUGUAAAUUCUAUUUCCUUAUAUUCUCUCACAUUUUUCUAUGAUGUGUUCAGUAGUUGGUACUUUAAAACAUAUUUGAUGUAAUAAUAAGGAUCAAUUCUAAAAUAUGGGACCCAUUUGAAUGACAAAUCAUGCUUUGUGCAUUUUUGGCUCAGUCACCAAUUGUGUGCCAGAUGGCAAUGGCAAAAUUAAAUGUUUCCCUUUUUUUUUUUUUUUUUUUAAUUUUCUGAGACUUCAUCAACACAGGCAAGGAUAGAGGAACAAUAUGUUCCUAUGGGCUCCAACUUCUUGGUGCCAUGUAGUUUAUUUCUUCACUAAGGAGAAAAAUAAUUCUGAGACACAUAUUAAACAGUCAAUUUUCUCCUAUAAGUGUCUGAAUUUUAAAGCAGUUUGAUUUCUCUGGAACAAAGAGAAUGGGGAAGAUGAGAAGUUUCUCCUAAGAAAGAGUACAUAGUUAUUCACAACCAUAAGAUGUGAGGCAUUUAAAUUUUUAUUUAUGCAUUUUCCUACUUCACCUCUUUCUAUUUAAAAGCAAACAAAUUUUUGUUCAUUUGUAUUUCCUCUUUAUAUUCCUCUAUAACUCAAUUUAGUCGAAAACUUAAGUUCAUUACACAUUUUACACAUAGCCCUUGACUCCUGGUAACUGGCAGGUGUAGGUGACUAAUAAACCACUACUUCAAAAACAGAAUAUGUGUAUGCAGGUGACUUCUGAAAUAAUGCAGGGCAUGCAUCAUAUCUUCCUAAUUGUCUCCAGUGCAUAAAAUGAAUUUAUAAUCAGAUUAUGUCAGUGCAGACUUAUAGUUUCUUGGAAUACUCUUUUAGAAUAGUCCAUAUUCCCUGUUAAAUCUAGUUUUUAAUAAAUUAGUCAGUCAAAUCUUUCACACAAAAGAUCAUUCUCAGAUAAAUGUAGAGCAAAAUAAAAAGCUGUGGCUAUCCAAAUGAAUUCAGGAACUGUAUCAAAAAAUCAAAAGCCUUUGUCAAAUUGCUAUAUGUAAGAAGCUUCUAAUCUUUAUAGGUUAAAAUAUCAUUUAAAAAACACAAACAUGUAUGAAUACUACCACAGUUUUUCAUUUUCAUUAAAUGACUGGUUAGAAAUUCACUGAGCUCACUCUUUUGCAGGUCUAAAUGGAGGCCCCACAUCUGCUGUCAAAAGACAUUCUAGUGGGAGAGAACGUAAUCUUAUCUUGCACUCACAGGCAACGCUGCUGUGCUGUCAUGCCCUGCACAAGCACAGCUCCAUUCUUAACUUACACAGUCUCCACUAGGGAAAUACUGAAUCGGUGCCCCAACCCAGGUAUGCCUCAGAGUAUGCACGCAGAGUCAAACUACCCCUUCUCUAAAUCUUUUCUAUGUCAUUUCUAAAAUAACAUGGGAGAGUACAGGCUCAUGAAAACAACCGAUUACUUCACAGGAUUUGAAUCCAGUUCAAGGGAGAAUAGGAAAAUCAAGACAAACAUAUAAAGUAUCAUACAACCAAAGGAAGGAAAAACAUUACAGGUUUACUUGCUUUAGGUAACAAAACAGAUUAAAUGGUGUUCUAUGUGAUAAUUUAAUGCUCUGGUUAUUUAAAUAUAUUUUUAACAGUAUUUGAGUUGAAAGUUUGCAUCAGCUUGAUAGAACACCCCAAAUUUCUAUUCAACAAAUUUAUAUAAUUGUCCAUUGACAACAUAAUUAUAAUAACACAAUGAGCUCUAACUGUGGUUUAUCUUCUCCACUGGAAAGUGAUUGUGCAUCAGUAUUAAAAAUAUGCAGAACCAUGACAUUCACUAAUUUGUUUAUCUGCUUCCGUAUAUUGUAUUUAUAGAAUUACGUGACAAAAAUUGAUGUAAAGCAACAUCUUUCCACAUUCUCUUAAAGGUGAAGUUAAUUUUAUUUUGCUUCUCUAUACUGUGUACUUCACAUGAAAUACCAUACAGGUUUUAAAUGAAGUUCAAUUUACUAAUUUAUCUUAUGUCAUAAUUUUCAAAAGCAUUUAUUGAGACUUUAAAAUGUUGCAAGAUAAGGGAUUUUGUGGCCGUGGGUAGACUUUUUAUACUUUGUUUUAUAGAUGGAUUCUUUUUUAACUGUAGUUUGUUUAAGUCACUAAACAGCAUCCCAAAUUUUAAUGUGUUUCAUCUGAUGUUGUUAGAUCAGAAAAGAAAUUGGCGUAACACUGAUUAAUAGUAUUGUCAAAGAAUUGUGUAUUGUGUACUCACUGGGAAAAAAUAAAAUAUAUUCACAUUUCAAA
This is a messenger RNA of Pteropus alecto (black flying fox), 9213 nucleotides long. RefSeq names its product roundabout guidance receptor 2 (gene ROBO2). Lineage: Eukaryota; Metazoa; Chordata; Mammalia; Chiroptera; Pteropodidae. The record is from RefSeq and is a predicted model, not a curated record. Gene Ontology annotation, molecular function: protein binding. The transcript has 28 exons. The coding region runs from base 1006 to 5337 and encodes 1443 amino acids.